ACCGCACGUUUCUAUGCGAUAGUUAGCCGAUGGUUUUCAAAUGCAACUCUGAAUAAUUGUCAUUCACAAUGGAAAAAUGGUAUUCACUGCGAAAACGUAAGCAAUGAUUGUGACAAAAUUAACAAAAAACAAAAACAAGAACAGAACAGCUCGGAAGGACAGCAGACCAAAUUUUUGAAAAACUUAUUGAUAAAAUGGAUUUAGUGCCAGAAAACUCCUCCAGUGCAAACAAGAGAACAACAGCAGGCGGCAGGGUGAAAUGGAGUGCCGCGCUUGAGAGCCUGCUGAUUGACAUAUGGAAGGAGAAAAUUGAAGAUUUGCGCGGACCACGCAAAAAUUCACAUGUGUAAAUUAAGUUGUCCGUAUGUCCAAGUAGCCUUAGCUGCUUGAUGCGGUGGUCCUCGUGCGGGUUCCGUGGUAUAGAAUCCUUUAUGAAGAUUAUGUUGGAGAGAUAACUGUCUCUCUUAUCACUGGCCUUGUGGUACAGUGGUAUAGAAUUAAUAAUUCAAAGUGUUUACGGCUGGUUGCCGGAGCAAGGUUUAUUAACAAGCGUUAGCUUUCGUUAUAAGAACAGAACUAAAACUAGGAGCCACCAGCAAGCUGGGGCAUAAGCUGAAUCAAAAGUAUUUAAUUGCCAAAGAAUGCAAAGCUACAAAAUAUAUGUACUUAGAGCUACAAAGCUACAGUCGGUAAGCCGACUUGGCAUAAGCGAUAAUGCUGAUCUUGCGGCAUGUGCAAGAUAUCAGAUUACCGCCGGUUGACCGUCACAUUCAGGGCGCUGAACUGAAGUUCGCUGAUUUGGCAUCUUGAGUGCAAACAACAUGGAGCAGAGCACAUUGGACAACGACAAUCCUGAUGAGUACUUUUCGGAUAUUAUUGAGAUGGACCUGGACGCAUCUUGUAGCUCCAGCACCUUGUCUGGGCGUCCGCCAAAGAAAAAGAAAAAGACCGACAUUUCGUGGCUGGCAGAGAUCGCCCAGGAGCGUCUCGAACAACAAAAGGACCACCACAGAAAGAAGGAGGAGCACGACGUUAGGCAGGAGAAGAUGGUGCAGGACUUGAUCAGCACCCAAACAAAAUUCCAGAACGACUUAUUAGAAGUCUUAAAAAAUAAAAAUAAAUAAGUUUUUAAUUUUCAUUACGGUCUACACAAUAUUUUGCGAUUGCAGAUCGUAUCUGUUCUGCUGACUGAUUAAAGUCAUCAGAACUGUUGCUGGUAUCGGGCUGUUCGCGCUGCUCAUUUGUUGCAAGCUCCCAAUUUUCAUUAAUCGCGCUGUUGUGCAUAUUUAAUAUAUUGUGUAAAAUACAACAGCUCAUUAUUAUG
Drosophila miranda is the source of this 1324-nucleotide messenger RNA. RefSeq lists its product as uncharacterized. Bases 822 to 1124 code for a protein of 100 amino acids. The record is from RefSeq and is a predicted model, not a curated record. NCBI's taxonomy places the organism in Eukaryota, Metazoa, Arthropoda, Insecta, Diptera, Drosophilidae. The transcript is spliced from 3 exons.